UCACAUGCAUUCUCGGACGGUGGAGGGGGCGGCGUAUAUCGUCAAUUGGAGCCGCAAUGGAAUCCCAUCUUGAUCGUGGCAUCCAUUGCCAUUUCCUUCCUGGGAGCUUUUACCUCGACACAACUCAUGUGCCAUGCAAGGAUGUCAUUACGGUUUCACAGUGUUUUGCUGUGGGUGCUGUUUGGCAGUUUCGUGUUUGGAGGUUGUUCUGUUUGGUGUCUACACAUGGUUGCAAUGCUGGCGUGCGAAUUUGAUGUGAAGAUGGGUAUUAAUACGCCACUCACGGUGGUGAGUGCCUUUCUUCCGGUCUUNUUCACAUUCUUGGCCUUGGGAUGUGAGUUGCUCUGGGAGCGCUGGCAUCACGGCCGAGGGAGGAAGAGACGUAGAGGUAGAAAGACACGGCAGAAGACUACUACGCUGAGUCCUAUGAGUAAGAACAGGAUCAGCUUUCAGCCAUCCAUGUCGCUUCGUGCAGUGGUCGAAGAGGAGGAGGAAGAGGGUGAUGACGACUACCAGGACGAAGAGAUUGCUCCUGACCAGCCACUUUUAUCCAGACCUCGCCAAUCGCCUGCUCGAAAUCCGGAAAGUCAAAGCUGGAGCGGGCCGAGGACAGACUUCUUCAGGUCUUCGCAAGAUGGACCAGGUGCUUCAUUCGAUCAGAGUCUGUUGCCACCAUCUCCGGGUAUCGCCAUGUCUCCUAAAAUACAGCCACGCGACAGUAUACGACCCAUCGUGGAACGGAGUGCCUCUGGGCGUAGUAUACCCAGCCUGAGGAGGGUUACAACGCAGAGUCUUCGUGAUGACACCUCUACCGGAUUCAGGGAUGACGCAUCUACGAUUAGCUCUGGAUCCUUGGGCAAAUCUUCUAGUGACGGAUCGACUUUACGUCGCGAGUCGUCAUCUGGAUCGAGUACAAGCCAUGGUCUCAGUAGUGCCAUGGGACUUGCAUAUCGUCGAGCUCCAGCAUCCACAGUAAACGCGUUCGUGGCCACGGCAAAGAUUCUGUACUUCGGCAUGACUCCGAGGAAUAUACUCAAAGGAUUCCUAUGGUCGAUCGCGAUCACCAGCAUGCACUACACCGGAAUAUAUGGGUUAAGGAUCCCUAACGGAAAAGUUGUCUUAAAUCCUUGGAUUGUUAUAGCAUCUGCCCUCAUAUCCUGGCUAGUGUGUACAGUCGGUUGCAUAUGUAUGGCCGAAAUGGAGGCCAUGCUAUCUCAGCAACUACUCUUUUCAGUUGUCGCAACCACGGGCGUGGCCGCAAUGCAUUUCACUGGUAUGAGAGCGGCUACUUUCUGGUCUACAUCCCCACCAUCGGAGCUUAGNGGGUAUCCACCUGUGAUCGCAGCCGCAGUGGUGUUGAUUGCAUUCACAACAUGUAUAGCUGCGAACGGAUUGCUAGCCCAUUCUGCUACCGUUUCUCGCAAUAAGCUUGCCGAGAUCAUAUGGACGCGUCGAGAGUUAUGGCGAACAAUCGCCCAGAAAGAGAAUGCAGAAGCGGCUGCUCUAGCGAGAAGUGAAUUUAUUGCAGCUGCCAGUCAUGAGAUCAGAACACCAUUGCAUCAUUUGCAAGAUGUUGAACUUUGCGUCGUGGUGGCUCCAGAUGUUCCGACCUCGGUAUUCCUGGAUGAAACGUACAUUCAUCGUAUCUUGAUGAAUUUGCUUUCCAAUGCCUGCAAGUUCACGAGAUCAGGCUAUAUCAUACUCUCUAUAGAAGUCAGUGGCGACAAACUGAUAGCAUCAGUAAGAGACACUGGUAUUGGCCUUGAUCCGACUUUCAUUCCUCAAAUGUUUGAGCCCUACAAACAAGGCGAGCAGAAGGGAAACCAACGAGGUACGGGUCUUGGUCUCAGCAUCAUCAAGCAACUUCUACAAGCCAUGAAUGGUACCAUUACCGUGGAAUCGAAGUUCGCCUAUUCGCAAGAUGUGGGACCAAAUCAGAGUGGAAGCACAUUCACCGUCACCGUGCCUCUGCAGCCUUCUUCUUUGCCCCCACAACCGUCAGACCAACGAGAUGAAAGACAUGUAGCGAUACUGUCCGAGUCGGACACCAGAUCUCUGCAAGGCAUAAAAGCAGCCUGGGAAAUGUUUGCUCAUGAAGUCACGGUUGCAAGCAACAUAUCUGAACUCCCUGAAAAAGACUGGAAAUACAUCUGGGCCGAUAUGCCUUUUCUUCUCAACAACAAAGACCAAUUCCGCCGCCUCAUGAAGCGACAAGAUUGGCUGGUGUUAGUACCUUACGACACGCAGAACUCUCUGUCAGAACUACCUGGCAUCGUAGCAGCACAUCACGUAGUCCUCCUCCCACGCCCACUAGUCUGGCACUCAUUCGCUACUCGCGUCGACGCUGCAAAUCGCCGCAGUCGCAGCGCCGCCGUCUCACGCACCUUGCGCUUCGCUCCCACGGUAGAAGUGAUGCAAGACAUUCCCACCUCUUCCCUGCCCCACUCCAACUCCGAACAAGAAACACGCCAACAUCAGCAAAACCAACAAAAAGCCCCUUCUUUCAGCGUUGAAAUUGAACAACAGCAAAAGGCAGGCUCGCCAGUGCAAGCGCAACCACAAACCGUGUUGUUGGUAGAAGACAACAUUAUCAACGCAAAACUCUUCCAGAAAAUGCUGGUCUCGCUUGGGCAUAAAGUCAUACUGGCUCCUGACGGUGAAGCAGCCGUGACUCAAACGCUGACACACGACACUGCUAUUGAUAUACUCUUUAUGGCAAGUCCUCCACUCCCUAACCCCCAUCUUCUCAUUUUCCAUCCUCUUUCUUAC
Messenger RNA from Aureobasidium vineae, 2769 nucleotides. NCBI's taxonomy places the organism in Eukaryota, Fungi, Ascomycota, Dothideomycetes, Dothideales, Saccotheciaceae. The record is from the annotation of a GenBank genome assembly.